UAAGGGGGCGGUCAGCAACCACGCCCGGCCGCCUUUGUCACCCCAGUGGCGAUGUUUUACGCCACCGCUCCGGGCGUGCUCGCUUUGAGGCCGAGUCGACCUAGGGGAGGCCCGGGACCGGUUCAAGGUGAUCGUCGCUGGUUGUUGACCGCGAGCGGGGAUCGAACUCGGGCGGCGGGGGUUCUCGUGGCGCGUGGCGCCCGAACCUCGACCACCCACACCCCUGAUGUGUUUGUGCUUCCCAGUGGAGAUGGCCGCGGUGAGCAUAACCGAGGGCCAUGCAGACGUUGACGGACAACGGCUUUUCUAUCGCGAAGCAGUGGCGCCUUCCGUGCCUCGGCGCUUCUCAGUUUUACUCUUGCACGGCAUGAAGUUCUCCUCCGAGACCUGGCUCACACUCGGCACCCUCAAGGAACUGGCCGAGGCCGGAUAUCGGGCGGUAGCGCUCGAUCUUCCAGGCUACGGACGGUCCGCUUCCUAUCAGCUGGCAGGCCUGCGCCUGGGAGAAAUCGCGAAGGGCACGUUCCUGAAGCUCGUUUCAGAGAGCCUGCAGCUGGGUCCCUGCGCGCUCGUGUCUCCCUCCAUGAGCGGCAUGUUCUCUCUGCCGUUCCUGCUGGAGCACGAAGCUCUUGUCCGCGGCUUUGUCCCCGUGGCCCCCAUCUGCACGGACAAAUUCACGGCAGAGCAGUACAAGAAGGUGCAGGUGCCUAGCUUGAUUACCUAUGGCUCCCAGGAUUCCCAGCUCGGGGAAUCGUCCCUGUCGAACCUCCGAAACCUCCCCAACUCGACCGUCCUGAAGAUGGAGGGCGCGGGUCACGCCUGCUACCUGGAUAGCCCAGCCGAGUGGCACUCGGCACUGCUUGCCUUCCUCGGCAGCCUCAAGUAAUCCCUCGGCAGGGUGGUCCUGGCGCAUGGCGCUGCACGAGUCAACAGAAUUGUUGCCAGAAAAAACAGUAACACAGUAAUCGUAGUAGUGAUGAUUGUGAUGACGACGAUGAUGACGACGGUGGUUGCUGGAGUUCCCUGCUUCAAUUUUAGGCUUGCCGUGUGGCGUAUAUGCGUACAGGGAGUAGUUACAAAUAAAUAAUUUGACCGAUAAUUGCGAAGGAAAUUAAAGUAUAUGUGUGCCUUGAUGUUUAUUGACGCCGUACAUUGGUGAGUGUCUUUGACUGUCGGGGCCAGGGUUAAAUAGAAUAGAAUAAUAGAUGAACUCUGCAUGAGUGUAAUUGAACUCGUCAACGUGGUGAGUAAAUCUGUCAUCAAACUGAAACUAGAUCUGAAAUAAAAGCAAACGAGAUAUAUAAUUACAAAGCCUAUGGUUCUCUAUUCUGUAAGUAAUUCGUUUUUGUCGGGACCAGCAGAUAUCUCACUCUCCCUGUCAACCGCAGACCCCCUGGGUAUUCACAUACACAGAAGGAGCACAUACAACGCAAUAAGAGGGUGUGUCACUCGUGCUAUGGGUGUACUGGAGUUGGUGUCUCAUCGUUUGACAUAACCGUGCUGGUAUAAUGUGUAUCUCACAUCCGUGUGUGUGUGUCAUUUUGAUAUGGGGAGCAGUAGUGCAGUGGUUAGUUCACUGCGCUACAAAACCUGGUGAGUGAAUCUGUCAUCAAACUGAAACUAUAUCUCAAUUAAUAAACGUGUAUAGGUGUGCCCUGAUGUUUAUUGGCGCGAUACGUUGCAACAAUAUAAGUGUGGGGCGGUGACGUGGCCGAGAUUCGUGGUUCGAACCCCAGUGGCCACCCUGGUUAAUAAUGCGGGUGUAUUCAACCAAAAGAUACUCGCCACCCGCUUCACAGUGGAUGCUAAAAUCCCAUGACAUAAUACGAAAAAGAGUAGGCCAUUGUGUACCGGCAUCGUAUUUACUAAAUUUCUAGAUUUACGUUGGUUAGCAGCAUCGCCGCUUACUAUGAAAAACUACUGCAGACUGUAAUUGUCUUUGAAACAUAGCGCCUUAGUGAUGGCCUUGGGCGGUAAUAAUGGUGGCUGCGAUUUGAUGUGAUAAUUAUUUCAAUUUGCAGUUUACUUAGGACCUGAUUAUAGUUUUUAAGGUUAAGGACUGUACCCAAAAUUCCAUUGGGAAUGUCAAAUGCUAAGAUUUUGCAAUCAACGCUGCGGGAAAUUGUUGGAAUUGAGGUGGGUUUAAUACUUAAUAUUCUUAUGCAUAUAUAAUUCAUAUUUUCCUUUUGCUCGUGAGAUAUAUAUUUAUGUAUUCCCACAAAUAGUUAAUGAUCUCAGACAAGAUAUUUAGCUUUAUACGUUUCAAUAACUAUGUGUUACGCGAUGGCCUUCAUGAAACGAGCAGAUGAUCAAAUUGUUGCCUUUCAUUGGCCGAUUGCUGGCCCAGGUGGUACCAAUAUCUCCUCUGGACCAUGGACGAAUAUACGCAGUAAAAUUACCAUGUAUUGCCUUGUGUUAUUUACCAUGUGAUAUGCUAAUUGCAAUGCAUUAUGCAAAUUAUCGUGUGGGAUGCCGAGAUGAGUCCACACUUACUCGGUCGUCAGCACUCAUUCUUAAAUGGCCGUCUGCUAUUCAGGCUUUUUGGAAAAUAAAAUCUGCUAUGAAUAAAAUUA
Messenger RNA from Petromyzon marinus (sea lamprey), 2573 nucleotides. It is a transcript of the gene ABHD14B, whose product is annotated as abhydrolase domain containing 14B. The record is from RefSeq and is a predicted model, not a curated record. Gene Ontology annotation, molecular function: hydrolase activity. Gene Ontology annotation, cellular component: cytoplasm. Gene Ontology annotation, biological process: positive regulation of transcription by RNA polymerase II. NCBI's taxonomy places the organism in Eukaryota, Metazoa, Chordata, Hyperoartia, Petromyzontiformes, Petromyzontidae.